AAAAAUUUUAAAAAUGUUCUUCAAGGUUGUCUGCGUGUUAUCUGUGGCUGUAGCCGUGGUCUCAGGUUAUGCCCACUCCUCUCAGUACAUCCACCGUCACGAUGGCCAUCACGAGCCCGUCUACCAUGGAUACGGAGGCGGCUACGGAGGCUACGGAUAUGGACACGACCAUCAUGAUUACUACACUUACCCAAAAUACGAGUUCGGGUAUGAAGUAGAGGACCCCCACACUGGUGACUUCAAGUCGCAGCAUGAGUACCGCGACGGUGACGUGGUGAAAGGACACUACUCCCUGCAUCAACCUGAUGGCUCCGUCAGACAUGUUGACUACCAUGGCGAUGACCACAGCGGUUUCCACGCGGAUGUGAAACACAGCACCCACCACAUCGUGCCUCAUCAUUACCACUACUGAACCAUUUUCCCAGUGAUGAACAACUUCUAAAGAAAGUUGAGGGCCUAGCACAGACUCUUGACCUUUUUUGACCACUUACAACUGCAAACUUAGAAACUUCACAUAGAACUGAACGAAUAAUUAUGGAAAUGUCAAAACUUGUGCUAGGCUCUUAAUGUUUUCUUAUUUAUUUAUUUGCCUAAAUAACGUUUCUGUAUUCUUUUCCUUAUAUUUAAGGAGAUGGAUUAUACAAAUGUUCCGCUGUAAU
Spodoptera litura is the source of this 659-nucleotide messenger RNA. RefSeq lists its product as uncharacterized. Lineage: Eukaryota; Metazoa; Arthropoda; Insecta; Lepidoptera; Noctuidae. The record is from RefSeq and is a predicted model, not a curated record. Gene Ontology annotation, cellular component: extracellular matrix.